Messenger RNA from Spea bombifrons (plains spadefoot toad), 4135 nucleotides. RefSeq names its product casein kinase 1 gamma 1 (gene CSNK1G1). The coding region runs from base 741 to 2147 and encodes 468 amino acids. NCBI's taxonomy places the organism in Eukaryota, Metazoa, Chordata, Amphibia, Anura, Pelobatidae. Gene Ontology annotation, cellular component: nucleus; cytoplasm; plasma membrane. Gene Ontology annotation, molecular function: ATP binding; protein serine/threonine kinase activity. The record is from RefSeq and is a predicted model, not a curated record. The transcript is spliced from 14 exons. Gene Ontology annotation, biological process: peptidyl-serine phosphorylation; positive regulation of canonical Wnt signaling pathway; endocytosis.
UUGUAUGAAUUGGGAGGGGGUUAUUUCCGGAUUAUAGGUGUCUCCGUGGUUUUGGAGUUGAAAAAAGCGAUCGUGUUCAUCACAGCCUGGUACCAAGGCGUUAUCGGAGCAAGUCGCGCUGCUACCCGCCUCUAAUAGGGCCAAGCUCCGGGCACCCACUGGUAGGAAUCCCUUGACUAGCUGAGUAUUGUAAGCCAUUCAUUAGCUUGUGGGGGACGGUGCUCCCGUUGCACCGAGGGACUUAUAAGACCUAGCAGAGACCUUUCCGAAACCAGGGCUACGGCCGCAUGCUUCAUUAAGCUCCUCACUACGCCAAGUAGCCAGCAGCGGCUCUGCUUCCUGGGAGUAUCGGGGCCGUGACACCCAGCACUUGGACAAUAGCCGCACAGGCCAUCGGCUGGGGAGACCCAGCACCGAAUACUAAGCGAUCUCGUACUGGAAGCAGAGCUAUUGAUUGAGCUGACGCAGCAUAGAAGUUGGCACAGAACACCCGAGGGCCAAUACAGACAACGAGGCACGUCUGUGAAUAUACAAUGGGAUUCCUUUUGUUAUGGAGUUGCUGAGUCGCUCUGAGACUUUCCUGUGUUAAAUCUGCGCGGUGAUGUGAUCUGUUCCUCCGGCCCCUGAGGAUACUCAGCUGGAUAUUUUUUCAACCACCCGUUAUUUUUGUGGCGUGUGCGCAUUGGGAACUCCCUAGCUUGCGCAGGGAUCCCCGGAUCUAGCUCUUAUGGUAUAGGAACAUGGACCAUAGCAACAGGGAGAAGGAUGAUAGGCAACGAGCGGCUAAAGCUAUGCCUGUGCGGACUGGUCAUAGUUCCCGCCCAUCCAGCUCUACCACUUCCUCUGGGGUCCUCAUGGUGGGACCCAACUUCCGGGUGGGGAAAAAGAUCGGAUGUGGGAAUUUUGGGGAGCUACGGCUAGGGAAGAAUCUUUACACCAAUGAGUAUGUGGCAAUUAAACUGGAACCAAUCAAAUCUCGAGCUCCACAGCUUCACCUGGAAUACCGGUUUUACAAGCAACUUGGGAACACAGCUGACGGGCUUCCUCAGGUCUUCUACUUUGGACCAUGUGGAAAGUACAAUGCCAUGGUACUGGAGCUUCUGGGCCCAAGUUUGGAAGACUUGUUUGACCUUUGUGACCGGACUUUCACCUUGAAGACUGUGCUGAUGAUUGCGAUUCAGCUGAUUUCAAGGAUGGAAUAUGUACACUCCAAGAACCUCAUAUACCGGGAUGUCAAGCCAGAGAACUUCCUGAUCGGCCGCCAAGGCAACAAGAAAGAGCAUGUCAUCCAUAUUAUAGACUUUGGGUUGGCCAAGGAAUACAUUGACCCAGAAACCAAAAAGCACAUACCUUACCGCGAACACAAGAGCCUGACUGGAACGGCCAGAUACAUGUCCAUUAAUACUCACCUGGGGAAAGAGCAAAGCCGGAGAGAUGACUUGGAGGCCCUGGGACACAUGUUUAUGUAUUUCCUGCGAGGUAGUCUUCCAUGGCAAGGCCUUAAGGCAGACACGUUGAAGGAGCGUUAUCAGAAGAUUGGCGACACAAAACGGAACACUCCAGUUGAGGUUCUCUGUGAAAACUUCCCAGAGGAGAUGGCUACUUACUUGAGAUACGUAAGAAGAUUGGAUUUUUUUGAAAAGCCAGACUACGACUAUCUGCGAACACUUUUUUCGGAACUCUUUGAACGGAAGGGAUACACAUUUGACUAUGUUUAUGACUGGGUUGGCAGGCCAAUUCCUACCCCUGUUGGAUCCGUCCAUGUUGAUUCUGGGACCUCAGCGAUAACCAGGGAUAGCCAUGUCCACAGAGAGAGACCGUCGCAAACACAGCCACUAAGAAACCAGACGGGCGCCACAGACCGCCGAGGAGCAUGGGAAUUACAAGCCAGCCGACAGGCUCACCCCGCUUACUUGGCACCUCACCUGGCAUCUGACCGGCAUGGGGGAUCUGUGCAGGUGAUGAGUUCAACAAAUGGGCAGCUGAAUGCCGAUGACCAAACGGGUGGUCACUCCAACGCACCAAUCACAGCGCAGGCCGAGGUGGAGGUUGUGGAGGAAGCUAACUGCGUGAAAAUGCUCAACUUGUGGUGCUGCUGCUUUUUUAAGAGGAAACGGAAGAACCACUCUCAGCGACACCACAAGUGAACUCCCAGAAUCCUGUGGGGAAGAAGUUGCGUGAGCUUGGCACCUGCAGUGUUUGCGCUGCCAGUGACUCUAGGGCUUUGGGAUGAGGAUGUGGGUUCUACUUGAAGUAAAACCCAAGGGGAUAAAAAAACAGAAAAUCUAAUGCUGUUGGCAUCAUUCUGAGGCUGACCCAUAAAUGGUUACAGAGACCAGGUGCAAUAAAGCUUAGCCCUUUGAUGUGAGAGUCCCAAGAGGAAAGCCACCACCUUUGAAUCAAAAAAGGCACUGGCAGGGACCAUCCCUUCCUAAUCCUUUCUAUUAUCUGCAUUGGUUACUGCGCUCCUACAUUGCUUGAAUGCAGCAAGAUUCCUUCCCCUUUGUAGCCAUGUCUGGGCCUGUGGCAUCUCUGCUACCAUCUCACCCCUGCCUCAGUCAUGGUGGCUGGAGGGAUUUAAAAAAAAUGACUACUUUUUGUUAUUUUAAUAUUUGUGUUUUUGUUUCUCCUAUGAUUCAAUGUUUUUUUUUUUGUUCCCAGAUCUUUUUUUUUUUCUCUCCAUUAGAAAUAAACAUAGAGAAUUAAAAGCAUUCCACGGUAGAUGGGCCGCUUCCUGCAUGGGUAAAAUGCCUCACGGGGUCUGUGUUGCACUACUGGCUUUAAACUAAAUAUACCUUUUUUUAAUAAGAAUUGUGUGCAUUCUCUUGCUCUGCAUGUACACUUCAGAGUGACUUUGGCUCAGGAUCUGCGAUGACGGAGCUUCGUCUCCCUGCUUAGCUUUAUGUAUACAGCAGAUCCCACACAAACUGAGAAGUAAAUUGUGUUGCUGCUUCAGGGGAAAAGAAAAUCAUAAAAAGACUGAAUUACUAUAGUAAUAGUUUUUUUUAUGCUUGAAUUCCUAAUCUUAACCCUUUUGCAAUGUCAUAAUUUUAAUAGUGUUUGUCAAACCUCACAUUUAAUUUCUUGUUAGCUUUUAAAAUGCUAUUGUAUACCUUUCCUACAAAACACCACGUUGUUUUGUCUGUUUAAAUUACUGUGGAGGGUAACACAAGUUCCCUGUUUUAUAACAUACACUGAGUUUUGCUGCAGAAAACUGUGAAUGCAUCACCCUUGCUUUUAUAUUAAAUCUCCCAGUUUUUUUAUAAAUUGGAUUACUGUUUACUGUAACCCAGCUGGUUAUAGGCUUUUUGGUCGUGUGAGCAGAAUUCAGUUUUGGGCACCUGGACAAACAUAAAAACGCUUUGUAAGUUCUACAAUGUAGGCGUACAUAUCAAGAGCAAGAAGAGUGGUGUCAAACUGGUACAAAGGAGUGACUCCAUCGCCCAUACAUGAGAUCCUCAGACUAAUCUUCCACACUGCCAAAAAUUCAUCAUCGAAGAUGCCUACAGCCUGUCAGAUUUUACCAUCAUUCCCCACAAUACUGCAGAUGGAAUAUCGCGCACUAAUCCUAUGCUUAGAGCCAGCCUUGUACAUGAACCCUGCCGCCAUCAAAUCAUAAGGAAAUACUCUUAAUCUAAUAUUAUGAACACUGAAGGAAUGUUUAUCUCGCCCUAUUUACAUGUCUGAUUGCCGUAAGAGGUGAUUCCCAAAUGCACUGAUGAGGCUGGGUUACCUCAUAGUGGUGUGCGAAUGAAGAAAGGUUUCCCUACUACUCCAGUGCCUUUUGUGUUUGUUUUUUUUUGGCUGCUCAGUCUUUCAAUCUUCCAACUGCUGAAAAUAUUUGUAAUGAAGACUUGCCUCAUAAAGAAGCAAAUCUUUGGGUUUAGAGGUAAACCUGUCAUUCCAGCCAAUCCUCCUUUUAAUUCCUCCUCUUUUUGUUCCAUGCUGAUGGAUCACCCCUCAGGAAUCUUUCCACUUAACUUGUAAUGUACAGAGACCUCCAUUAUUUUUUUUUGUAAUUUGAUUUUGAAGGUAUAUUUAAUUUAGAGAAUUGCAUUGCACUGUAGUUACAAGGAGAUUUUUUUAAGAUUUUUUUUUUCCUUUCAAAACUUUAAUAAAUGUUUGUCUGUAAAAA